Myripristis murdjan (pinecone soldierfish) is the source of this 5390-nucleotide messenger RNA. RefSeq names its product SPNS lysolipid transporter 2, sphingosine-1-phosphate (gene spns2). Gene Ontology annotation, cellular component: membrane. The transcript has 13 exons. Gene Ontology annotation, molecular function: transmembrane transporter activity; sphingolipid intramembrane carrier activity. NCBI's taxonomy places the organism in Eukaryota, Metazoa, Chordata, Actinopteri, Holocentriformes, Holocentridae. Bases 208 to 1719 code for a protein of 503 amino acids. Gene Ontology annotation, biological process: lipid transport; transmembrane transport; sphingosine-1-phosphate receptor signaling pathway. The record is from RefSeq and is a predicted model, not a curated record.
CACACUGGUAGAAAAAUAUGACCCAGAGAGGAGCUCCUGCGCUUCAGCACUCAAGACAACAGUUUAACUGCGAUUAACUGUAGACUAUUUUAAAAAAAAAAAAAAUCACUGAUCUUCGCUCAUUCUGGUCACCACCGUUUCACAUUAUCCCCUCUACUGCUGUGCGUCUCCAUUCUCUUUUUUGCGCUGGAUCUUUCGUGCCAGAAAAUGUGUGUGGAGAGCGAUGGAUGCGAGAUUGAAGGCUGCAGCAGUUCGGAUGAGGUGCGCACACUGUCGGGCAGCAUGAGUCCCGGACUGAAAUCCAACCCGGACCUUCACCCGUGUAAACCCGGGCAGAAAUUCCGCGCCGCUCUGCUCAGAUGUCGCUCACCGACUGCUGCCGCCGGGAUCCUCAGUUUUGGGAAUGUCCUCAAUUACAUGGAUAGAUACACUGUAGCCGGUGUCCUGCUUGACAUCCAGCGGCAUUUCAAUGUAUCAGACAGUGGAGCCGGCUUGUUGCAAACAGUCUUCAUCUGCAGCUUCAUGGUGGCAGCUCCCAUCUUCGGUUACCUGGGCGACCGCUUCAACAGAAAGGUCAUCCUGAGCUGUGGCAUUUUCUUCUGGUCCAUUGUUACUCUGUCGAGCUCCUUCAUCAGUAAAGAGUACUACUGGCUGUUUGUGCUCUCCAGGGGACUGGUGGGCAUCGGGGAAUCCAGCUACUCUUCCAUUUCUCCCACCAUCAUAGGAGACCUCUUCACCAAUAACAGCCGGACCAUGAUGCUCUCUGUCUUCUACCUGGCCAUCCCGCUGGGAAGUGGGCUGGGAUAUAUCCUGGGCUCCAGCGCCAAGGAGGCUGCAGGAGACUGGCACUGGGCACUGAGGGUGUCCCCUGUGUUAGGGAUAACCGCGGGGACUCUGAUCCUGCUCUUUGUGCCUGAGCCCAAGAGAGGCUGCGCCGACCAGCUGGGAGGACGCAUCAAGACCCGCACCUCCUGGUUCUGUGACAUGAAGGCUCUCGCCAAGAAUCGGAGCUAUGUGUUUUCCUCCCUGGCGUCUGCGGCAGUAUCUUUUGCCACAGGUGCAUUUGGUAUGUGGAUUCCUACCUACCUGUUCAGAGCCCAGGUGGUGCAGAAGACGGCGGAAGCCUGUACUCAAGAGAUCUGCAGCAGUAAAGACAGUCUGAUCUUCGGGGCAAUCACCUGUGUGACCGGGUUGUUGGGUGUGGUGAUCGGGGCGGCCACCACGCGCCUCUGCCGCCAGAAGACCGAGCGAGCUGACCCGCUCGUGUGCGCCGUCAGCAUGCUGGGCUCGGCCAUCUUCAUCUGCCUCAUCUUCGUUGUGGCCAAAAAGAGCAUCGUAGGAGCUUAUGUCUGUAUCUUCAUAGGAGAAACGCUGCUGUUCCUGAACUGGGCCAUCACGGCAGACAUUUUAAUGUUUGUUGUGAUCCCCACGCGGAGAGCUACGGCUGUCGCCUUUCAGAGCUUCACCUCUCACCUUCUAGGUGACGCUGGAAGCCCGUACCUGAUAGGCCUGAUCUCAGACGCCCUUCAGGAGAGCUAUGCUACGUCAGUGCUGUGGCAGUUCCUCAGUUUGGGCUAUGCCCUCAUGCUCUGUCCCUUUGUCAUCGUCCUGGGGGGCAUGUUCUUCCUGGCGACUGCUCUGUUUUUCCUGGAUGACCGGGAGAAGGCCGAGAAACAGUUGAACCAGCUGACACGGCCGCCCUCCUCCGUCAAGGUAUGACCAGGUGACAACCAAGUGAGGGGCCAUCCAAAAGAGCAACCAAACUAAAUAAGGAUGACAAAAAGGAGAUAAACAGCGAGGGCAGCUGAUCCACAUCUUUAAAACCACGCCAGUGUCCUCAUCAUCGUCACUGCCGCCGCCACCUAAAUCAUCCUCCUCUUGGCUCCCACUCUUCCUCUGUACAUGCUCUGUACAUGGAGGCUGUUAAUAACUGGAAAAGAGGGAGCGUCUUGCCCCUCCUCUACACACCUCUAAAUCACAGGUCGGUGAGAAGGCACACAGCAGUGUGUUGAAGCCGGCCAGGCUGACAGCUGGUGUCCUCUUCACCUCUGUCAGCAAGGAUCCACUGAACCUUCCAGGGAGGCGGUGGGGCGGUAAGACCCCCCGUGACCCCGCUACCACCCCGCUCCCGAUGCCAUACUACUGAAUGCUGACCAUGAACCUGCCCUGUUUGUCUGCCUGUCUGUACAAUGGUCUGUCUGUCUGUGUCUGUCUAUCUGUGUCUGUCUGUCUGUUACAUCGGCUGUCAAUCUGCACCAAGUGCCAUAGCGUCAUUACAUUCCUUCAGACUUUGCACUGACCACCAUCAACCUUCAUGGCGUCACUGGUUAUGUUUACAUGCACACUAUAAAAAUUUUUGCCCGUACUUUGACUAUGAGACUAGUGUGAUUUAGCGGUUUCCAUACACAGAGCAAAUGUGUGUGUUAUUUUUCAAUACUAUUUUCAUGGAUCAUUGCAUACUGGAGUACAUCAUUUGCUGUUAGUGACCAUUUCCCUCCUGUCCUAAACUGCAGUCGCUUUUCUGCCUUGGUUUUUCUGUUUCUUUCAUGCAAAUUUUUUGCACAGUUCAUUCAGUGCUGACAUUAAACGCAUGGAGCCUUUAUGUAAACAGAUAGCAGCAAGUAAGUGAGGCCACUCCUUAAAAUAUGCUGAACAAAACUGUUUGGAAAGUGGUGUUUAUGUGUUCAAACAACCCUCCAGUAGUUUGGUUAAUAUCUUAUUACUCAACUUGUCUCUGCUGCAGUGUUAAUAAAACAAAAUUCACAGCGACAUGAUUAGAUUAGAGCAUUUACAUGAUGAAUGCAUUAAUCGCAGUAUUCUCAUAAUCGCAUCAAGAUCAAAGUUUUGCUGUGCAUGUAAACAUAACAGUUAAUGAAAGGCCAAAUAGUGUUACUGUCUAAAGGUCAGUGAAUCAGCCUUAAGACUUGGAGCUUUCACAUCAACAGAACAAGCAAGCAGUUUCUAUUGAUCCUCAUGUCUUUUUUUUUUUUUUUUUUUUUUUUUUUACUUUUAGCACUUAUAGUAUAUCAAUGUAGACGGUGCCAGAAAACAUGACAGAGAUGAAAGAUUUCUGCACAUUACUUUUCACAAGCUUUCUUGUGAUUUUCUUUUAUUCGUCUGUGUGAUGUUGGAUUUGAAACUGGAGGUUACUGCCUAUGAUUGUUUCAGAGGGAUGAUGCAAUCCAGGCAAUGUAGAGAGGACACUGGAUUAUAUGUUUUAUAAUUUUUAAUGUACAUGUCUUUCCCAAAAAAACAAACAAAAAAAGUAAUGCUAUUCUUUAAACUUGGAGCCAUUUUAAAGAGUAACACCUGUCUUUGUGUACACGAGAAGCAAUACAAGAAUUUUAAUGUCAAGGAAAUCCAACCUCUCAUCCACACUGCCUUAUCAGUGAGCUGAGGUUCCCUUUAAAGGGUAGGCUCUCUGAUGGCUGGUUUUGAAUUUCUGGACACAACACCCACAUAGAGACGGAGUCACUUUUAACGAUGGAUUCCAGUCUGCGCUAGUCACAAUAACAGGCAUUGUGAGAAGAGACCCUUCCCUUCGCAAUUGUAGAUAUCUCAUUCCAUGAUUAGAAGAAAGGACCUUUGAAAAAGAGCUGGAGCCACAGUCGUCAGUUUAUUAGUGAGGGAAAUCAAAAUCCCGGACAGGAACUGCAAAUCUAUUGGCCCCAGGUUAGACUGACAGAAAGCUUUUAUCGGCGAUAAAGGAUAAGCAAUGAAUCCCCCUGAAACCGAACCAGCAUGCCCCCAGAUGUCACAGAGAAAGAGAGUUUGGGCAUUACAUAAAAGCACCAGAAUACCACAUAGAGGUGUAUGUAGGAAACAGAGGUACACGCUCUGAACUGCACAAUCUGCAAGAAACAUUGUGGCCUGCCUGGAUUUUAUUUCUCCAUCACUCUAUGCAUCAACAACAGCAUCACAUUUUUAGUUAUGCAAAUUCAAUGCAAUCUACCACAAAGAACAAUAUGUCAGAGGGAAAGACGACAGCUAGCUGUGUGUAAAUACUUAAGCCUGAUCAGAAGUACUCUUGAAGGGUAAUAUUUUGGAGUGUAUUGCAGUUUUUUUUUUCUGAACCCUUGAAACCACAAAUGGACUCAGUGGUUUCAAAACUUCUGGAUAAAGGGAAAAGCACCUUGCAGACCUCCAAGAAACACAGGAGGGGGAGGAGGAGGAGGACAGACUGAACUUUGCAGAAAAAUAAAAGCAAGGCUUUGAGAUGGUUCUUGUAGCAUUGGUAUGUGAGUGUGACUCACUAGAUGUGUGCGGGGUGCUGUGUGGGCUGUGUCCUUGUUUGCCAGAUCAUUAGCUUUAGCUUCUCUCAAACUGUGUGGAGCUCUCUGAAUGUGAUUCUGUCCAACCUGACGUGUUUACACACCUACAUCAUCUUAAUGAAGCUUCUUACCUUCCUUUUAUCAAAUUUCUUUUUUUUUUCUACCAAAUGAGUUUUAUAAAAUGACUACAGUAGAGAUCUAUCUAUAUAUAUAUAUAUAGCUAUAUCAUGCAGCAACUUUAAUAUAUUGUAAAUGAUGGCUUGGAAGCAAUGUAUUUAUUUGUUUGGUUUGUUACCAUAAUGAAGAAUAAUCUGUAAAGGGAAGUUUAAGGUAGUAUAUGACAAUUGUUGUUUGUCUUUGGGUUUAGAAAUGCUUGUAUGUUCAUCCUAUUGUAUCACAAUGAAACAACACAAUACCUUUUUACAUCACUAAGGUUCAUGGUGUUUACUGUGAUCAUGAAUUGGACAUCUCACAUAGAGAAACAUGUUGCACACACACACACACACACUCACACACCCACACAAGGAACUGCAAUGUGAUAAUUUUGAAGACAAUGUAUUGGCCUCCUCUUUGUGGCACAAUACUUUUUCAUUCAUUUUUGUAGCUGUUCGAUGUUUCUUUUUGUAGAACAACCGUUUUGCACGCUUAAUGUUCAGGGAUUUAUGUUAACCAUCGUCUAGCAUCCACUUCACAGCCUCGACCACACUUCAUGCUCACAGUAAGUGCUGACGUUUUGCCAUUUAUCUUCAGAAGGGAAGCUGGCUCUGGUUGGAUGGGUCAUGAAUUGAGUUUCACCUUGCCAAAUUUAGCUGAUUUAGCAUCAAUCCUUUAGGAGUAUAAGUCUGUUGUAUAUCAAAUAAUAUUGUGUAAUAAUCACUGAAGUGAUGUAUUGAGAAUGUGCUAUUUCUUGUCAUACAAGAAUUGUGUAUAAAGAAACCUAUUUCUGAUGUUGAGCAGAAAACAGAGGUUAUUUUUUAUUUUUAGAGCAAGUCAGUACACAAGACAAAAGUGAGAGAAAUCAAACAAUAUUAUACUAGAAAUGAACUGUGAUGCUCCCUUUGGGGUUGAUAUAAAAUGUACACGUCUCUGUAAAUCAAAUAAACUUAUUUAAUCAAUUCA